UUGAGGGUCAUUGGGUGUGGCUAGGAGGAAGGAGACAGAGUUUCCAGUCUGGUUCCUCUCUUUUUGGAGACAUGGCUGACACUCAAGAGCCUCUGAGCAGCUCAAUAGAGCCCGUCCCUACCUCCUCUCCUCCUCUCUGGCCCACCAUACCUGAGUUUUACGCAGGAAAGAGCAUAUUCAUGACUGGAGCUACUGGUUUCAUGGGGAAAUGUCUGCUAGAAAAGAUACUGCGGGAUCUUCCUGAGGUGGAGCAGGUCUACAUACUCAUCAGACCAAAGAAAGAGAAGAGCAUUCAAGAGAGAGUUGAAGAUCUGAGCAAACUAAAGUUGUAUGAGAAGGUGCUUUCAGACAGACCUGACAUUUGGAAAAAGGUUGUUCCCCUCUCUGGUGACAUUGGUUCCCCUCAGCUUGGACUGAGUGAAGAUGACGUUGAAAGAAUUAGUGACAAUGUCUCCAUUGUGUUCCAUCUUGCUGCUACUGUCCAGUUCAAUGCUCCUCUACAAGAAGCCAUACAAUAUAAUGCAUCAGGAGUGAGGAAGGUUAUUGAACUGUGCAAGAAGAUAAAGAAAUUAGAAUCCUUUGUACAUGUAUCUACGGCCUACGCAUUCUGUCAGCUAACACAAAUUGAUGAGAAGGUGUAUCAAAAUGAAGUUCACUACAAGAAAGUUUUGAAUCUCCUGGACUGGUUCAAGGAUGACAUGUGGAACAUGGUUACUCCAUCAUUACUUGAAGGUCGUCCCAAUACAUACACUUACUCAAAGUCCCUCGGAGAACAAAUAAUAGUGGAAGAAGCUCAUGACCUUCCAGUGGCCAUAUUGAGACCAAGUAUCAUCGGAGCAGCUGUGAAAGACCCACUACCAGGUUGGAUAGAUUGCUUCCAUGGUCCAGGUGGUUUAUUUGUUGCGACUGGUAAAGGAUUAUUAAGAGUCCUGAGAGCCGAUAUCAAUGGAAAGGCAGACAUUGUGCCAGUGGAUUUUGUUAAUAACAUGCUAUUAUCUGUGGGAUGGGCAACAGCAAUGAAUAAGUCCAAAGAUAUCAAGGUCUAUCACUCCAAUACAGGCACACAGAAUCCUAUUACAUGGAUACAGCUAUAUCCACUGGUUAUUAAAUCUUAUUAUGACAAUCCGUUUGAUUGGAUAUUCCAUCGUCCAAAGAUAUAUUUAUGCAGACCAGCUUUCUCAUGGCCUCUCUGGCACCUGUUCCUCCACUCUAUACCAGCCUACGUAAUGGACUUCAUAUUCACUCUAUUAGGAAAGAAAGCAAUUUUGGUACGUAUUUAUUCAAAAUUAAAGAAAGCAGUGGAACAGUUAGAUUACUUCACUCAGCACUCCUGGGAGUGGUCGAAUGCAAACGGGAAUCAUCUCAAGACCCUGAUGAGCGAAGACGAUCAAAGAAUGUUCAACUUUGAUCCGAUGACUAUAAAAUGGCCAUCCUACGUUGCACUGUUUUGCAUGGGAACUAAGAAGUAUCUUUUAAAAGACGAUCCAAAUAAUCUUUCAAGAGCAAGAAAACAAAUUCAAAGAUUGCGCAAUAUCCGUUACAUGUUUAACUUUUUAAUGUUUCUAUUGGCGACCCGGUUGGUCUAUAUAAGGUCUCGUAUUGCUCGGGAGGUGUGGUCUAGUUUCCUAGGGAUGUGCCUCUUGCUACUGCGUAAACUGGGCUUCCCUGCACUACAAUUGAGCAUGUGAGGUGGGCGGGGCUAGAAGAUUAUUUAUAUACAUUAUAGUUAUUAUUUUUGAUCAGGGUAAUAUUGUAUUAUUAUUAUUAUUAUUAUUAUUAUUAUUAUUAUUAUUAUUAUUAUUGAAGACAUCAGCUGAUUUCAUUAAUAAAAAGCUGUUUUAUUCCUAUUAUUAUUAUUAGUAUUAUUACUAAUUAUAUUUCUUUUAUACCUGUAUACAUGAAAUUAA
Amphimedon queenslandica is the source of this 1907-nucleotide messenger RNA. Its product is annotated as fatty acyl-CoA reductase 1-like. Lineage: Eukaryota; Metazoa; Porifera; Demospongiae; Haplosclerida; Niphatidae. The coding region runs from base 72 to 1688 and encodes 538 amino acids. The record is from RefSeq and is a predicted model, not a curated record. Gene Ontology annotation, molecular function: alcohol-forming very long-chain fatty acyl-CoA reductase (NADP+) activity. Gene Ontology annotation, biological process: long-chain fatty-acyl-CoA metabolic process. The transcript has 11 exons. Gene Ontology annotation, cellular component: peroxisome.